AAGAAGAAAGUAAGACUUUGGUCUUUGAUUUUCUCUGAUCAAAGUUUGUUGCGACGUGAAUUUUUCGAGAUGAAUUUGAAAAAUACAGUGAUAAAUGCGUUUAAUGACAACAGGCACGCCCUGAUAUAUACUGCUGGAGCCGUUCUGACUGCACUCGGAUUGGGAUUUGGAUAUAUAUAUUUGAAAAAGCCAAAAAAGCUUACUCGUGUAGGAGUAGUGUCGCAACUUGUUAUAUACCCAAUUAAAUCUGGGAAAGGAGUAAGUGUGAACACAGCUGAAUGUCUAGAAAUGGGUUUGAAAUGCGGCCAACUAAAGGACCGACAAUGGCUUGUGAUCACCGAAGACGGGAAACAGGUGACGGGCCGACAAGAACCGCGCCUGGUGCUGGUGACAAUGACGAGUGAGGGGGAACAUCUGUAUCUCAACGGGCCCUCCAUGGAGGAACUGAGGAUCCCUCUCAAUCAAAAAGGCAACCCUGUCUUCAACUGCAGGGUGUUUAGUGAUGACAUUCAGGGCAGAGACUGUGGCGACCAGGCCUCUCUCUGGCUCACCCGCUACCUGGACUCUGGCAAGACUUUCCGCCUUGUGCAAUACGAGUCACAAAUGACCCCCAGGAGGCCAGUGGAGAAGGCGCCCCUCUUCCCUGCCAGUGAGAAGGUGGUGUACCCGGACAUUGCUGCGGUCAUGCUGCUGUCCGAGGCCUCGGUGGCUGACCUGAACACAAGACUGGAACUUGACGUCACUGCGCUCCGGUUCAGGCCUAAUAUUGUUGUGAGCGACUGUGGUGCCUUUGCUGAGGACUCUUGGGUCCAAAUCCAGAUUGGCAAUGUGCAGCUCCAACGAGUCAUGUCCUGUGGCAGGUGUAUUUUCACGACUGUCGAUCCUGAUACAGGCAUUAUAGACAGGAAACAACCUCUGGAGACUCUUAAGAGUUACCGUCUGUGCGACCAUUCAGAGAAGGAAAUCUAUAAGACCUCCCCGCUGUUUGGACAGUACUACCAUGUCAAGAGAAGGGGACGUUUUCAGGUUGGAGAUCCUGUGUACAUAAUGAGCUGAGCUGAACCAUAACCUGGAAAUUGGCUUCAACAGUAACAAGUAAAAAAACAGGGUGAUAUCAGAUGAUUCAAAAUCACUAAAGAGAACAACUGUAUGGCAGGAAAAAAAAUUUCAGUUGAGGUUAUAGAUUGUGUGGAUGAAUCUCCUGCCAUUUCUGUUCAAACACAUCAUUAAGCAUUCUACCUGUUAAUGAAAGCUUUGCUCAUAUGUUCUUGCAUUAUCAUCAUAUAUCCUUAAUUGUGAUCAGUGUUAAGUUCUCCAUUAACCUCAUGAAAAUUUACUGUUCAAUGCAAAUAAGCCGUAUGGUGUAAAUUAUGUCAACAGAUGAGCCAUGUUCAGAUUUUUAAUAGUGAACCCACAAGUGUUGGUGCUGAAUGUUCUACUGUUAUGUGUUCAUUUGAAAAUGAUUUAUUUUACCAUGAAGGGUCAGCUGUUCAUUUAACCAUUGAUUGUAAAACCUAAUGUUACAUGACAUCCAUAAACUGCAAGCAUGUGUAACAUGGAAUUGUAUUGAUUCAUCUGUUCAUGAAAUCCUGGUGAAUCUUCAGGAGAAUCUGAGAAAAUUGGGAGAAAAGCUAAAGUAAAACUUUACAUGUCUCUAUUGGGAUAAAACUUAGUAAAACGUUGAUUCUGCAAGACAGGGAAUAAUAAAGAAUUUAAAUCAACCAAAAA
Messenger RNA from Conger conger (European conger), 1728 nucleotides. It is a transcript of the gene marc1, whose product is annotated as mitochondrial amidoxime reducing component 1. Gene Ontology annotation, cellular component: mitochondrial inner membrane. Gene Ontology annotation, biological process: nitrate metabolic process. NCBI's taxonomy places the organism in Eukaryota, Metazoa, Chordata, Actinopteri, Anguilliformes, Congridae. The transcript is spliced from 7 exons. Gene Ontology annotation, molecular function: nitrate reductase activity; pyridoxal phosphate binding; molybdopterin cofactor binding. Bases 70 to 1056 code for a protein of 328 amino acids. The record is from RefSeq and is a predicted model, not a curated record.